Messenger RNA from Rubroshorea leprosula, 1996 nucleotides. Lineage: Eukaryota; Viridiplantae; Streptophyta; Magnoliopsida; Malvales; Dipterocarpaceae. The record is from the annotation of a GenBank genome assembly.
AAUGAAUUAAAGAACGCCUGCUUUCGUUAAAACCCCCAGAUAUGGUAGUCCCGUCUGAAUUGGGUAUCGAUGACCGUAUUUCCUCGUUGGCGUCGCCGCUUCUGCCUCCAUCAGAACACCCUACAUGGGAGGCGGCGGCGGCGGCACCCCGAUCCGACGAGGAGAAACUCUGCAUAGAUGACAUGUUGCAAAAGUACUGCGGCGAGUUCGGGUUUUGGCAGCUGAGGCAUUUCGUCUUGACGAGCUUCGGUUGGGCGCUGGAAGCGUUCCACGCCAUGGUCAUGAUCUUCGCCGACCGGGAACCGGAUUGGAGGUGCGUGAAUGGGUCGGGUUCUGGGUGCGAUGACACAGCGAAGACCAUGUGCGGGCUCCAACCCGGUUCUUGGGAAUGGGUUAGUGGUCCAGGGAGCUCCACCGUGUCGCAGUGGGGGUUGGUCUGUUCAGAGAAGUACAAGAUUGGCCUGGUUCAGGCCUUGUUUUUUGGUGGCUGUAUGAUAGGUGCAGGGAUAUUUGGUCAUCUCUCAGACUCAAAACUGGGAAGAAAAGGUUCCUUAACAGUGGUCUGCAUCUUAAACGCCAUCUUUGGUUGUCUUACAGCAUUUGCCCCAGACUACUUCACAUAUCUCCUACUUCGCCUCCUGACUGGCUUUAGCACAGGAGGAGUUGGCCUCUGUGCCUUUGUCCUUGCCACUGAACCCGUAGGCCCAACAAAGCGUGGAGCUGCUGGCAUGUCCGCAUUCUACUUCUUCUCGACAGGAAUUGCUCUGCUAUCAGGCAUUGCCUACAUUUUCCAUUCAUGGCGUGAUCUUUACAUUGCCUCCUCCAUUCCAUCCUUCCUUUUCCUUGUCCUUGUCAUCCCUUUCAUCUCCGAGUCCCCACGAUGGUAUCUCGUUCGUGGGAAAAUGGACAGCGCCAUGAAAAUCAUGCGUACCAUUGCUAAGGUCAACGGACGUCACGUUCCCGACAGUGUUAUCCUUGGCCUGGAUGAGGAGGCAAAUAACUCGUCCAAUGACAACAAUCAAACUUGCAAGGCGGAAACAGCGACAAAAGAAGCAAUUACGGGUUCCAUUGUAGACGUACUUCGCUCACCAAUGACACGUAUUCGUUUGUUUUUAGCUGUGGGGAUAAAUUUCUUGGGCUCUGUUGUCUACUAUGGCAUUAGCUUGAAUGUUGUCAACCUCGAAACAAACCUCUACCUCAGUGUUCUCCUCAACGCAGUCGCUGAAAUGCCAGCGUUCCCCAUCACAGCAGUUCUGUUGGAUAAGUUUGGAAGGAAACCCUUAGCAAUUGGGACACAAUGGUUCAGUGGAAUCUUUUGUUUUGUGGGGUGCCUUGUGGGGAAUGUCGGAGUUUGGAAGGUAGUAAGGAUGGUUUGUGGGGUAUUGGCGAUAUUUGGCAUGGCCGGUACUUAUAACUUGCUGUUUAUCUACACAGCGGAGCUGUUUCCCACGGUGGUGAGAAACGCAGCCCUGGGAUGUGCGACUCAGGCAUCGCAAAUGGGGGCUAUAUUGGCACCAUUUGUGGUGGUUAUAGGUGGUAGCCUUCCCUUUGCAGUGUUUGCGGUAUGUGGGAUUGUUGGAGGGAUACUCGCUUAUUACCUACCAGAGACGCUGAACCGGCCAUUGUAUGACACAAUGACAGGUCUGGAAGAAGGGGAGAGUGUUAAAAUAGGUAUGUUGAAGUAAUGCUGCAGUGAUUUUUCUUUUCUUUUUGUAUGAAAGACUGAAUUUGAAGAAAAUAGUAGAAUAAAUCCUCUCAACUCUCUCAAUUCACGCCAAAGACAUGAUUCUUUCAAUGAGAUUGGAAAGCAUGAAACAAAUGACGCAGUGGAUCAUCUAUUUUGAUUAACUGCUAUGCGAUAAUAAGGAUUAAAUUUUCUUGCUACAUAUUCUUUUUAUGUACAUAAAACACAAAGUCAUAUACACUUACGAACAUAUGAAGCAUUAAAACAUGAACGGCACAGGCGAGAUUGAUGGAAUAAUUGUUUGCACAGAAU